Messenger RNA from Bipolaris sorokiniana ND90Pr, 195 nucleotides. RefSeq lists its product as uncharacterized. The transcript has a single exon. The record is from RefSeq and is a predicted model, not a curated record. NCBI's taxonomy places the organism in Eukaryota, Fungi, Ascomycota, Dothideomycetes, Pleosporales, Pleosporaceae. Bases 1 to 195 code for a protein of 64 amino acids.
AUGCUCUCGGCUAAGCUAAUGCGCGAUCGGAUAGCCAGCCUCGACAAGGCGAACGAAGCCGCAACAAAGCGUAAGCAGCGUAAGCAGCGUAAGAAGAAGCGGAUACAGAAGCAAGGACUGCUAACAAAGGGAGCUAGAGAAGAUCUACUCGCUCAGCGCGAGGCUGAUCAGCAGAUUGCUUAUGAAGAGCGUUAA